Molecule: messenger RNA, 1488 nt
Organism: Suillus plorans
Lineage: Eukaryota; Fungi; Basidiomycota; Agaricomycetes; Boletales; Suillaceae
Exons: 11
Coding region: 1-1488 (495 amino acids)
Source: RefSeq, a predicted model, not a curated record
AUGCCUCCUCAUGUUGCUGCCAGCCCCAAGAAUAAACGGGCCAAGCGCAAAGGUCUGGAUGUGUCCAGGCCUCAACCCAAGAAUCCCCAAGCAGCAGAACCCGUCAAGGCAUCUGGCAUGCCACUUGUGUCCCUCCGUCUAGAUGCCACAAGCACUGAUGAACCUGCUAGACGUUCUGGCCGUGCCAAUGCGGGAACUGGAGGUAGGAAUACUCAAUUGGAGAAGAUCGGCACAUUGUUGGAGGCUCCAUCUCGUGUCAUGCCCCCACCAUAUAGUCUGUCGACUUCUACAAAUGUUCCUAACACCUCACACGUAGACGUCAGUACUGCGGAACUCUUACAAUCUCUCAAUCCUUCAUUCCGUCAACCUGGAGGAAGAUUCGGGAAAGGCAAUGUGAAGCAAGCUCACAAAAGUGUAACUGGCCCUAGUGCAGCUAAUUCGGUUGCACCACCAACUACCUUUGUGGACCAGAACAUCGACCCAGACUUAUGGGGCAUAAAUGAGGUUGAACAUCAAUCAUCUGAGGGAAGUGUCAGCUCUGAUGACAAUGAGGAGGAGGAGGGGGAGGAGGAGGAUGAAGAGGAGGAGAUGAGAUUUUCUGGGGAAGAUUUGCCCCCUUCACAACCACGAGUCACUCGUCCUAUUACACCGGAAUUUGACUUUCAAUAUUCACGCAAUGAAGAUGACAUGGUUGCUCAGACCAGUGUCUUACAUGCAGCUAAUCCCUCCAUGUUGUCCGUACAGCGGUCCAGCAGUUCACAGCCACAGCUACAGGGCAUUCAGAUCACGAUAUCACAGCCCAAUAAUGUAUUGAAACGCCACCACAAGAAGAAUGGCCAGCUGCAUCUUCCUGAUCCUGAAGCUCUUGAGUUGUUGCAUCAAGUCGAGUCUGAUGAUGAUCAGCCAUCUAAGACUAAACGAUCGAAGAAACCGAGUGAUGGACCAAAGCCAACUCAACUAGCAUGGUAUGUCUUAGUUGCAUGGGACCAAGAUGGUAAACAAUUUGAAGCCAGGAUCUGGCCACAGCAAAAAUCUAACAUGGCUCAACUGUUGUAUGAUGAUCUCGCAACUUGGCGAUCUGAUUUGAAGAAAUCUGCUGCAAGUCUUGCACCUCAAUCAUAUUCACUCAUUCCCCCGCCUUCGGUCUCCUUUCAAGAACGUGCAGAGUGGGUAGAACACGCUGCUGCAGCCUUACUUGAAGGAUCACUCUUCUUACGCUUUGGAUUAGAUGAAUAUUACAACUGCAUCCUCGAUGGUCUCACGAAGAAUGGCAAUGGAAAAUAUUACCCAAAGUUUACUGCGAGGAAAUAUGGCCCUAUCUACUCCAAAAUGGUCCAGAUGCUUGACAACAUCCUUCAGGAUCUGUACCAUGGCCCUAGGUUGUUGGCGCAGCUGCGGGAGUGGACUGAAGCUGGAUGGGCUGCAAGUUUGAGGGUUGAUGGAGCUGUGGAGACUCGACACAACCACCUGCAGAUCAUUCUUGACUGA